CGGUGCUCUCAGCUCAGCGCUCCUCCGCUUCCGGGGAACAUAAAACGUGACGUCAGAAGAGAGGCUGGAGCAUCAUGGCGGUCGUCCUGAGACUGGUCAACAGAAGUGUUUUGAGUUCGGGUAUGGGUCAGCAUUACCUGGCGUUCAGCUCCGCGGCGAACGUGAACGCAGCUGGUGUGAGAGCAGGUCAUGCUCUUCCAGCGAAGGUGAAAAUAGUGGAAGUGGGACCCAGAGAUGGUCUUCAAAAUGAGAAGACGAUUGUACCGACGGAGGCUAAGAUUAACUUGAUCAACAUGUUGUCAGAAUCGGGGCUUUCUGUCAUCGAGGCCACCAGCUUUGUUUCUCCAAAAUGGGUUCCACAGAUGGCAGACCAGAUGGAGGUCAUGAAGGGCAUCAGGAAGAAACCAGGAGUGUCUUAUCCGGUCCUUGCCCCCAACCUUAAAGGUUUCCAGGCUGCCGUGAAGGCAGGAGCGUCGGAGGUAGCCAUAUUUGGUGCUGCGUCUGAAAUGUUCAGUAAGAAGAACAUAAACUGCUCCGUGGACGAGAGUUUACAGCGCUUUGACGAGGUUAUGGCCGCAGCUAAGGAGGCCGGCGUGCCAGUUAGAGGUUACGUCUCGUGUGUCGUCGGGUGCCCGUAUGAGGGGAAGGUGGCGCCUGAAAAAGUCGCCUAUGUAGCAAAGCGUCUCUACUCCAUGGGCUGCUAUGAGAUCUCUCUGGGGGACACCAUCGGAGUAGGGACUCCUGGCAGCAUGACCGCGAUGCUGGAGGCGGUGAGCAGAGAGGUGCCACUCAGUGCUCUGGCAGUGCACUGCCAUGACACCUACGGCCAGGCUCUGGCUAACAUCCUGGUAGCCUUACAGAUGGGAGUCAGUGUGGUGGACUCGUCAGUAGCUGGACUGGGUGGCUGUCCCUAUGCACAGGGGGCCUCUGGGAAUGUCGCGACUGAAGAUGUAGUCUACAUGUUGCACGGACUUGGGAUCCAGACUGGGGUGGACCUCUCAAAGCUCAUGGACGCUGGCGCUUUCAUCUGUCGGACCCUCAACAGAAAGACCAGCUCCAAAGUGGCACAGGCCUCCUGCAAGUUGUAGACAAGUAACGUCGUUUCACGCACCGCAACAUGACCAUGUAACCGGGAACUAUCAUCUUCUGUAGGCUCCGUUCUCCAUGUUUCAGUUGUAAUUUAUUUGUUGAUUUGUCCUCUAUGAAAAUAUUUAAUAAUUGAUGGUAUUGACCCUUUUCUCUGUUCACUACAUGAUAGCGUUUCUGAAAUGGUGCCUUAUGUAGGGUCCCUCCAAUUAUGCAGAUCACAUUUGUUUAAAAUGAUGCCUUCACUUGUUUUUAUUUUUACGCUGGACUUCGAUGACAUUCUGGGAAGUGGGUCAACCCAAGUGAAGCACAGGCUUUGUUCAUGAUAUUAAAUUAUUGUGUGUGUAAAUGUCCCUGGGAUGGAUGAACUCACUGUUGAUGUCAGUGCUGACAGAAGUGUUGUUUUUUCAUUGCUAUCAUCCACUGUAGGCAAGUCGUCAGUCUUCAAAUGGAUUGUUUUUACAGGAAGCAUCUGUGAAAAUCUUUUGUCCUUGUGAACUUGGGCAUUGUUCUCAUGUGGAAAAUGUUACCUUUAAUUUUUAUUUUUUUUGUUUAUUAUUAGUAGUUUUACUUCAACACAUUUAUUUAUUUUAAAAUAUGACACUUUAUAACCAUCGUGUACAUACAGGUUGGGAGUUUCAAUAAUAAAUAAUUAUUUCUUUAA
Mugil cephalus (flathead mullet) is the source of this 1750-nucleotide messenger RNA. RefSeq names its product 3-hydroxy-3-methylglutaryl-CoA lyase (gene hmgcl). Bases 75 to 1088 code for a protein of 337 amino acids. Gene Ontology annotation, biological process: L-leucine catabolic process; ketone body biosynthetic process. Gene Ontology annotation, molecular function: hydroxymethylglutaryl-CoA lyase activity. Lineage: Eukaryota; Metazoa; Chordata; Actinopteri; Mugiliformes; Mugilidae. The record is from RefSeq and is a predicted model, not a curated record. The transcript has 9 exons.